CUUACCAGUUGCUCUUCAACUACAACAUAAGGAACCGGCAAAAUGUAUGAAGAUGCGUGGUACAGUUUUGUACCGGAAACACAUUCCAAAAGGGAAAAUGUCGUCCCGCAGGUACCACAGCAUCGUCGCAGAGAAUCUCUGUUGCAGCAAACUAACGUAAGUCUCUCUUUUACUCUUAGAGGCAUCGUGUUAAUAAGUUUAUACAGGGUAACAACCAGAUGUUGGACCAGAACUCUCCAUUGCUGGGGAUAUAUGAGGAUGAACCUUCAUCUAAAGACCCUCCAAAAGCUACAUUGGCAAGGAGAGCAAAAUCAUAUAGCGAUUUCUACGAAGUAGCUAUGGCAUUUAUUAACAAGGAAGCGGACGAUGGCAAGACACAAAGUGAACGCGAUUUCGAAGCAGGGGGACCUAAGAUUCCUCUUUUUGAGGAGCGUUACAGCGCUCUCGAGGAAGAUCUUGUGGAUGGAAGCCUGGAGGAAUAUCAGUAUGUAGAUGCAAGCAAUAAGAACCAAUUCAAUACGCUGACCUAUGUGAAGGUUAUAUCUAGAUCAAUUAAUCCUAUCCGAGCGUCACCUUAACAACCUUUUAAGUGAUACCUCAAGUGCGCUUGAUACACUAGCCACCCUGUCCGAAUCAUUCAAGAAUGUCGAAGCGCAAACCACAGCCUUUCAAGCACAAUGUGAAGAUCUUUUGGAAGAACAAAAACGUAUACGUGAAUUGGCGGAUGAAAUCGGGACGGAUUUGCAAUAUUAUGCCUAUCUUGAACCUCUGACUCGUCGCUUGAAUGCCCCUGGUGCUGGAAGGCUUGUCAAAAAUGGUGACUUUUUGGAAAUGUUGGAGAAUCUCAAUUCUUGUAUCGAGUUCAUGGACCAGCAUGUAGGUUUUGUCUUUCAUAUGUUCAUAGGUCAGGAGCCUGCGUACCUGGGAGUGACUUCGUCGAGGUCUGUUAGACACUGCCUGUACAUGCUACUGUUGUUUAUUUGUUCGUCAAAUUCUUUCACGUGUUAUCUUAUUGGGUCGCGUUUUGAGUACCUUCUAUAUCAAUGAGCACGUAACGUCAUAUAGGCGCUCAGCAACAUUUAGAUAAGCCUUUAAGUCUAUGUGACUAACUUUUUACAGCCAAACUAUAAAGACUCGACUGUGUAUAAGACUCGCUACACGACACUUUUAGACAAAGCCCUCAAUCUCGUCCAGGUUGCCUUCUCAAAUGCUCUUCGUGAGGUUUCAGACGAUGCCUCGAAACAGCUAAAAGCGAAAGAACAAACAGAGACAAAUCAAUACAUUCUUCUUUAUGGCAAGUACGAAUCUGCCAAGGAGAGCCUAGGCCUUCCCAUUGAACGGCUUUUGGCCACUGAGGAAUUUGCGUUUGGGAGAAGGGGAGAUGUGGACCGGACACCGUACAUCCAACAAUGGCAUAACCUCUAUCAGCAAUUACUUGAGGCGUAUAUAAGAUCUCGUGAUCCCGUUGGACCUCUUGUUCUUAAAAAUCUUCAAAAGUUCGCAACUACUUCACCUCUCCCUGACAAGGAGUUUGAAUUGUUUGCUAGACGAUGUGUGCAAUAUAUAUUCGAUACAUGCCAGAAUGAGUUGAAAUUGGCAGCUAAGUUCUUUCAGGACGGGCCUCUUAUGGCGGAUUACCCUCCGCCUCCCAAUUCGUGGAACAUGCCUAGUGUAUACCUCGAGAAGUUGGAGGAAAGCUGCUUAUCUUAUGUUAAGACGCUCAAUGGAUUCCUAGCCCCAUAUUUGAGCAAUGGUGAUUUGCAUCGAGUUUGCGAUUUGGUUACCUGGCUUGGUGACACUUUUAUCUCGGCGGAGGCACAUGAAGACGAGAGCCGCGAUGGACAAAGAUUGGCUGCACAAGUUUUGUUGAGCGUUCAUCUAUGGCCAUUAGCUGACCAGCUUUUUAUCAUGGAAGCAAGAAAACUCGAGCUCUUCAAAUCAUCGCCAGAGGACCUCAAGAUUAUCUCUUCAAAUGCUCCAAAGUUAUCCAAUGAGAAAGUCAUUCCAACUAGUGGCUUACGAAUUGAUACAACUCUUAACGCUCCCGAGGAAGGCACAUCUGUCGAGGCUGGGGUUUCAAACGCGUUUCCAACGGUCAAGACGGCCGUUAGUUUGCUCGUCUUAUAUAACGAAAGUAUGCAUGAGAGAACAGUAGGUCGCCUAACAUGUAGAUCCAACCCUGAGCACUCUGACAUUUAUUACAGCUUAAGAAAGGCGAUGUUCUUUACGAGAUCGUACAUCAAACUACCGAAUCUCUCCAGAGAGCCGCCACGGUCAUAAAGCGAACUUCAAAUAGCAUCAUGGAUGCACAACUUUUCCUCAUCAAGAAUCUUAUGCUCAUCGAGAAUCUGUUCAUGACUCACGAGAUCCCUGACUCCAUUCGUCAAUCUGCCGAACUUGACUUCACUCCUCUAUGGGAAACACUCAAGGAACUCCAAUCACGCCACCAAGUGUUUAAUCCUCUUGCAUAUAUUAGACCAAUUAUCAAAGGGCAAUUGCUUCCUGCCGUGGUUGAUAAAGUAUUGGAUGCAAGAAAGGAAUUAGAGAAGGUUUUAGUGCAACAAAUUACGGCAUUUACCAAGCACUGGCAAUCGAGGUUAUCAGAGAAGGAUCCAAAGAAGAGAGAUCAGGUAGCAAAGGUUACACAAGAACUGGACGUUUUGUUAGAGAGUGUCUUUGAUGAAGAGACUACAAGAGCGGCAUUGUUGAGGAUGAUUAAAGGUGGUGAAGACUACUAGAGUGUGGAAAUGUAUAUGUACUGCCAUCCUUGAUAUCUAGCAUGAAGCCGUCAAUCAAUGCCAUCUUGAACAUCAUUAUCU
Molecule: messenger RNA, 2819 nt
Organism: Sclerotinia trifoliorum
Lineage: Eukaryota; Fungi; Ascomycota; Leotiomycetes; Helotiales; Sclerotiniaceae
Source: the annotation of a GenBank genome assembly